CUGCAAAGCGCUAUUUAAAGUAUUUCAUGCACCAUAUCAAUUUGCUUCGGCAUUAUAAUGUCACACCGGUAGUUGUAUUCGAUGGUGGCAGCAUCCCCUGCAAGUCUGUGACGGAGCAUGAGCGCCACAGGAUUCGUCGUGUAGUAGAUUUAUUGCUCAUUGCCUUUCCUUGUUUCAGAUUGAGUCUAAUGGUUAAAUUUCUACACUUGUUGAAUGAUUUGUAUUUUUUAAAGCUUUCCGUUUAACUUGCUUGUAUAUUGCUGAUGGAGUUUUUUCAUGUUUAAACAACCGGGAGAUGUUCUGUGAAGAGAACAGGAAGAGAAUAUCAGGGAAAAGAUUUACAAAAGUGAAGGAUUAGCUGAAGCUGUUAGAAAUCCAUAAUUGUGGUCAUCAAUUUUCAAUUUUUCAUGAAUGGAAAUGAAUAGUGAAUUGGUUUGAUUUGUACCAACUAGUUUCUUUAAAUUUAGCUCUGAUUUGAACAGCUUAUCCCGGUAAAGGAUAUGUGGUGAUUGUGGCCAAAAUUUUGGCAGUGUUAUUAUUGAAACUUACAGAUUCUUAGUAAUUUGUCAGCUGCUCUUCUCUUCUUCAUGGUUCUAUAUGAAGUAAAGAAAAUCUUUUUUUCUCACUGGGUUUGCACUCAAAUGCUAUCAACAUGCACUAGAAUAAUUCUUUGUUUGGCUUUUUUACUAAUUCAGACGAAGGGAAAGCAACCUUAUGCUGGCAAAGGAGAAGCUCAAGGAAGGGAAUGCCAGUGCUGCCAUUGAAUUCUUCCAAAAAGCAGUGCACAUUACUCCAUCCAUGGCACAUCAACUCAUUCAGAUUUUGAGAUCAGAAAGUGUUGAAUUCAUAGUUGCUCCAUAUGAGGCUGAUGCACAGUUGGCAUACUUGUCGGCAUUUGAUGAUGAUCAAGGGAGCAUUGCAGCUGUAAUAACGGAAGAUAGUGACCUGAUAGCGUAUGGUUGCAAAGCUGUUAUUUUUAAAAUGGAUCGGUACGGGAAUGGUGAAGAAUUUUUGAGGGACAGGGUUUUCAACACCGUCCAUGGAGGACUUUCCUUUAGGAAUUUUGAUAAAGAGUUGUUCACAGGCAUGUGUGUCCUAGCUGGAUGUGAUUUCCUUCCUUCUAUUCCAGGCAUUGGAACUAAGCGAGCCUAUUCCUUGGUCUCCAAGUACAAGAAUUUGGACCGUGUUCUGUCGACUUUAAAGUUUGAAAGGCGAUACCAAAUGCCCGAAGAUUAUUCUGAAUCUUUUUGGAAAACAGUUGCAGUUUUUCACCAUGCUCGAAUUUAUGACAGAGAAACUAAAGCACUUAAACCCAUGAAGCCUUUGGAGCAGAAGCAUCUACAAUCUCUCAAUGGAGAUCUAGAUCUUCUUGGACCGGAGCUCCCACCAUCAAUAGCUGCUGCCAUUGCUGAAGGUCACUUGAACCCUGUCACUAUGGAAGCUUUUAAUUACCUCUCCACAGCUGAAAGUUGCUCAGCUUCUGUCAACAGCCCAACUUUUGAUGACAUAGACCAAGAUGAGACCCGAGUGGCAUCCACGCAAGAGAGUUGCAUCACCAUCUUUUCAGCUAACCAAGCUAAUGGAGAAUAUGUUACAGUUCCAGAGGAUAUUGCUGUGGACCCAAAAAAAUAUGCGAAAGAAGCUCUUGCACUUGGAAAAUUGAUUGCACCAUUGGAAGGUCAUCGAGUCGCGGAACAUGAAGUAGAUCGGAGAACGGUGCCUGAUAACAAUCCAUUCAAGAAGAGGAAGCUAGAGAAUGGGAAGUCAGAGGGAAGAGAGAGUCAUAUGCCUGAACCAGUUUCAGGGCUCACAGAUGAAGGAACUGUUAUGUUGUGUUCAUUACACGAUUCACAAGAAAGCGUGGAGUCUAAGCCUAAGAAGAGAAUAUUAGUUAGAAAAGAGAAGUUCCGGAAGUCUAAUACGAAUGAUAGCAAGAGUCUAAAUAGUGAGAAGAAUGGUAUACUUAAGUUCUUCCAGCGCUUGUAAUUAUUGUCUUUUGGCUAAAUUAUAAAUUAUUUUCUUCUCACCUUAUUUCUUGUCAUAAUAGUGACAUAUGCGACUUAUUUCUUGUUCUAAUCAUGGCUCAAUGGAAAAAUUAGAAUUGUAAGGCACUAAA
Elaeis guineensis (African oil palm) is the source of this 2116-nucleotide messenger RNA. The record is from RefSeq and is a predicted model, not a curated record. NCBI's taxonomy places the organism in Eukaryota, Viridiplantae, Streptophyta, Magnoliopsida, Arecales, Arecaceae.